Aspergillus puulaauensis is the source of this 1455-nucleotide messenger RNA. Its product is annotated as putative MFS transporter. NCBI's taxonomy places the organism in Eukaryota, Fungi, Ascomycota, Eurotiomycetes, Eurotiales, Aspergillaceae. The transcript has 3 exons. Gene Ontology annotation, biological process: transmembrane transport. The record is from RefSeq and is a predicted model, not a curated record. Gene Ontology annotation, cellular component: membrane. Bases 1 to 1455 code for a protein of 484 amino acids. Gene Ontology annotation, molecular function: transmembrane transporter activity.
AUGAGUGCGCCGGAGGCUGGAAAGCCUCAGGAUCUGUUCGUGGAGGAUGUCCCGACGGAGGCAGAGCGCAAGCUAGACCGCCAGACCCUCAACAGACUAGAUUUGAUUCUGAUGCCCAUGACUCUUAUUCUGUACCUCUUAGCCUGGUUAGACCGCGCCAAUGUCGGAAAUGCACGAGUGGCUGGACUGGACACCGAUCUUAAUCUCAGUGACUACCAGUACAAAGUUGCGAUUACGGUCACCUACGUCCCGUAUAUCCUCGCAGAGCUCCCCUCCAAUCUCAUCCUCAAGAAAAUCGGACCGCGCAUUCUCAUUCCGACCCUCUGCACAUCCUGGGGCAUCGUCACAAUCCUACAAUGCGAAGCCCGCAACUUCGGCGGGUUCGUUGCCUGCCGCUUCUUCCUUGGUCUCUGCGAAGGUGGUCUUUUCCCAGGAAUCGUCCUAUACCUCUCUGGCUUCUACCGCCGCCAUGAACUCCAAGUCCGCAUCGCCCUCUUCUUCUCCGCUGCCUCGCUAAGCGGCGCUUUCUCCGGCCUCCUCGCCGCGGCUAUCCAGCAAAUGGACGGCAUGCGCGGCCUGCGCGGCUGGCAAUGGAUCUUCGUCCUAGAGGGUCUAUUCACCGUCUGCUUCGGCCUGUUCUCCUACGCCAUGCUCCCCAACAGCCCUGAAUCAGUCAUGACCUUCUCCGCCAAACACAAAGAGCACUGCCUCCGCCGCCUCCAGUCCGACGCAAACCUCUUCGAAUCAGAGAAAGUCACGCUGCGCAAAGUCCUCUCCGUCUUCAAAGACAUGCACGUCCUUCUGCUCGGCGCCAUCCUCUUUUCAAACGGCGUCUGUCUCUUCGGCCUCGCUUACUUCUCCCCGUCCAUCGUCCAGGCUAUGGGCUACAGUAAUACAAGAACCCAGCUUAUGACUGUACCCCCGUACGCCGUGGCUUUCGUCGUAACAAUGAUAACAGCAUACAUCGCGGACCGGUAUCGCCAACGCGGGAUCAGCGCCUUCGUGACGACAUGUCUAGCACUCGUCGGCGCAGCCAUGAUGCUCACAGGCCGCAGUAUAGCUAUGCGCUACGCGGCUCUUGUCCUCCUCCUCACGGGAAUCUACGCCACAGCGCCAUGUCUCAUCUCGUGGGUCCCGAACAACACGGCUGGCCAUGUGAGACGGGCGACGGCUGUAGCGUUUGCGUUUGUGUCGACCAGUUCGGGAGGCGUGUUGAGCACGUGGAUCUAUCCGAAGAGCUCGGCGCCGUAUUAUAAUCUAGGUGCGAGGUUUAAUGUGGCGCUUAUUGUGAUCACGCUUGCUGGGCUUGUAGCUCAGGUGUGCUUGUUGAGGUGGUUGAAUCGGGAGAAGGAGGUUCGGCGCGCAGAUAUGUUGAGAGGGCUUGAGGAUAUGAGUUAUGAGGAACAGUAUGGGUUGCUGGGCGACAGGCAUCCGAGUUAUCGCUAUACUUAUUAA